Messenger RNA from Phyllostomus discolor (pale spear-nosed bat), 2161 nucleotides. It is a transcript of the gene CD300LG, whose product is annotated as CD300 molecule like family member g. Gene Ontology annotation, cellular component: plasma membrane. Lineage: Eukaryota; Metazoa; Chordata; Mammalia; Chiroptera; Phyllostomidae. The record is from RefSeq and is a predicted model, not a curated record. The coding region runs from base 89 to 1288 and encodes 399 amino acids. The transcript is spliced from 8 exons. Gene Ontology annotation, molecular function: transmembrane signaling receptor activity.
UUUGAUCUCCUUCAUCUGGAGGAAGCGAAAGCCCCCAGAGGCGCUCCAUUCCCGGUGCGUGCGUGCUCCUGCGCGUCCGGCGCCCACCAUGAGGCCCCUCGUCCUGCUGUGGGGCUGCCUCGUGCUCCCAGGCUAUGGAGCCCUGACGGGCCCGAAGAAGAUCAGAGGGUUCGAAGGCGGCACCGUGUCCCUGCUGUGCGCCUACAAGGAGCAGCUGAGGGGCCACCAGAAGUACUGGUGCAGGAACGUCGGGUUCCUCAUCGACCGCUGCUCCGCCACUGUCUACACAAGAGCAGAUGGCCGGGAGAGCACAGAGGGCAGGGUGUCCAUCCGGGACAAACCGUGGGAGCUCAGGUUCAACGUGACCCUGAGGGCGCUCACCCUGGAGGACUCGGGAGACUACUUGUGCGGCGUGAAGAGACUGGGCUUUGAUGUGACGUUCGGGGUCUCUCUGGUCGUCCUUCCAGGUCCCUGCUGUGCUCCCUCCCCCGCCCCUUUCCUCCAGCCUCUUGCUACCAGCUUCCAGCCCAAGGCCAGAGCUUGGCAAACUCAGCCCCCAGCACGGACUUUUCCUGGUGUCCACCCGAGAGUCACCACGGCCAAGCGGGGGAAGACAAAGGCCGAGGCCUCUCUGCUCACAGGCACAUCCCCGUCCGAGCACACAGGAGCGACUCUGUACUCAGGAACCUCUCCGCACACAGGGACCCCUCCGCGUGCAGGGACCCCUCCGUAUGAAGAGACCUCUCCGUAUAAAGAGACCUCUCCGUAUGAAGAGACGUCUCCUCACAAAGCAACCUCUCCUCAUGCAGGGACUGCAGGCCCGUCCACUCACCCGGACUUCAUCUCGGCAAAUGACGCCAGUCUGCACCGUAGCAGCAGCAGCAGCAGCAGCAGCGCCAAGUCCAGGGUGUGCCCCGUGACGGUCCGCAUGUUGGCGCCGGUCCUGGUGCUGCUGGCCCUUCUGCUGAUUUCAGGGCUGUGUGCCCUCGGCAGGUGCAUCUUCCAGUGGAGGAAGAAAGUUCAACUGGCCAAGGAGACUCAGAAGAAUGAGAAGGUCCACCACUCACACUCGCCUCUGGGCAAGGGCCAGGUCCCGGAGUACGCCAUGGUCAACGCCGUCCAAGCACCCACUGGGCCUGCCGCCAGCCCCCUCAUGGAGAGCCGGUGCCUAGACCAGACCUCAGAGCAAGAGGAAGCUCCGUCCCAGCACCCGGAGGGUGAGGUACGCCCAGGGCCUCCCCUUCACAUGUCUGAGGAGCUCAAGCGCUCCGUGUUCGUCUCAGUCUAGCCGCAGGACGCCCUCCAGGCCAGGCCUGCCGUGAAUCUGCGUGGCUGGAUUUCGGCUCUCUGGAACAAGCUUUCUGCCGUGGCUUCAGAGUCCACCUGCCAGACCCCAAGGCUCUCCCCGCACUCCCCAGGCUCUUCCCCUGCACACCCCAGCCUGACCUGGAAGCCUUUGUCCGCCUGCCCUGGUGGCCUCCCAGCUCCAGCAGAGACUGGGGCCUCGCCUAAAUGGUCACAUGCCCGGGCAGGCCAGGCAGCCGCUGGGCCCUCACCAGGGCCGGGCAGGGCUCAGGAGACCUGGGCUGAGCUGUGAUUGCUGCAGGCAACCCCCUGGGCCUGGGUGCCCAGCAAUAAGCUCCCCACCCCUGCCCUCCGGGCCCCAGGUCUCCUCCCCUUCUUCCCUGCUCAGACUCGGGAGGAGGGAGCAUGCCAAAGUUAGAUUGGAAACCAUGCCUGGGGCCAGGCCCAGGACUCUGCAUUUCUAACCCAUGCCUAGUGAUUUGUUUUGAGGUGGGGAACCCCGAGGCCUGAUGAACAGGCAGGCCCCUCCAGCUUGGAGUCCGAGUUUGCAGUGUGGAGUCUUGCCCCUGUCCCUACAGGGGCUGCUUUGCCUGAGAAACCAUGGCCCAGCUGGAGGAGGUUUUCCUGGGCUGCCUGGGCUCAGACACACUGAAAGGCAGGGAGGACUUGCCCUGCCCAUCCGCCCACCCAGCCAGGCGGUCAUUCCGGGCUUUGAAAGAGGGGCAGAGAGAAAAGCGUGGCUCCUUCUUUGUCAAGAAAGGGUUCAUUGCCCAUGGAGCAGCUGGUGCGGCGGGUGAGGGGUAGAAAACCACGGGGGUGGGUGGGUGUCUGUGAUGGAGGAGGGCCUGGCUGGUGU